CCUCAAGUGAAGACGGACUAGGCGCAAGAAUCUGUCGCUUCGACGAGCCGCCUGCCAUCUGCUGGUCGCCGUCGCCGUCGCCUGCGCGUCGCAGACAACAUGACGUCCGCCGUUACUCCUACCAAACCCCGUCAACCAGACCGUCAAAUGACCCCACCACCACAGCCUCCACCUCCCACUGCCAAUGCUGCUGUUGCUGCUGUAGCGGAUGGCCAUCAUCAUCAUCACCACCCGGCCUCGCCCCCUACCAAGCGGGAUCUGAAGUCGUGGUGGAAGAGGUUCCAAACUCAGUCUAAACAUCCGGAACCAGUAGAACCACGACCUCAAGGUAUUUUCGGCGUUCCUCUACGGCAAAGUAUUACCUACGCAAACGUCGCCAUCUCCCUUGUUGACGAAAAGGGAAAGAGCUACAUAUACGGCUAUGUUCCGAUUGUCGUGGCCAAGUGCGGCGUCUUUCUGAAGGAGAAAGCCACCAGUGUAGAGGGGAUUUUCCGCCUCAGCGGCUCCGAGAAGCGCAUCAAGGAGCUCAAGAUACAGUUCGACUCGCCCGACCGAUACGGAAAAGGCCUCGUGUGGGACGGGUAUACGGUCCACGAUGCCGCCAAUGUCCUUCGGCGGUACCUCAACGACCUCCCCGAACCCGUCGUACCGCUAGACCUUUACGAAAGAUUCCGAGAUCCGCUCCGGGGGCAUACGAAGCAGGCCGUCGGCGACACGGAGGGAACCCAGCUUGUCGACAAUUUCAACGAAAAUCGAGCUAUCGCCAAGUACCAGCAGUUGAUCAAGGACCUCCCUCCCCUGAACCGACAGCUGCUCCUCUACAUCCUUGACCUUCUCGCCGUCUUCGCAGCCAAGGCCGACGAAAAUCGGAUGACUGCUCAGAAUCUUGCCGCCAUCUUCCAGCCGGGGAUGCUGUCUCAUCCGCAACACGACAUGUCCCCCGAGGAAUACCGACUGAACCAAUGCGUCAUCAUCUUCCUGAUCGAAAAUCAGGACCACUUCUUAAUUGGUAUGCAAGGAACAGCAACGGAUGAGAAGACAAAACAAGAGAUUGAAAAGGGAACCCCGACUGUCGUGACACCUGCAACGCCGAGCCGCACCGGCACUGGCUUAGUAAGAUCGGCUUCGAGCGCGAGCGCGGGUGCGGAGAGUGUUAGCAGGGAUGGCAAGAUCCGGCGCAAUCGCUCGACUUCGUCACGACACUCGCUCCAUUCCAACGGCACGUCCACGCCUGGUAGUCCUUCGCUAACACCGAACAGUGGACUAGCGAGGAGCAACACGGUUCCGUCCAAGAAGUCCCCUCAUCUUCCCUCGGGCAGGUUUUCGUCUCGACAAGACUCGCCGGCCGUAGCGGUGGCCCCGGCCUCCCCUUCGCCCGUCGGGCCCACCCCCCCGGCGGUGACUGGAGAAAACUCGUACGCUCCCGAGCAACCGCGGGCAUCGACGCACCUCACCCCGAUGGCGGCAGUGCCACAUUCGGCCGGCAGGAGCCAGGAAAGGCUUCUCGGCCCGCCUAGCGAUACCGUGGCUUCGUUAAAGGAGAAGAACCUUCAGGGUUUGUUCCAGCGCGCACCGAUUCCGGACGGCGAAAGGCGACAGCCGAAUAAGCUCCGCAAGAAGCGAAUGCCCAGCAGCACCAACCCGAGCGCACAAAGUUCGACGGCUUCGCUACCACAUUCCGAGACGAUGUCUCCUGGCCACGAGCCCCCCAACUCGAUAGAAGAGAAGCCCUCACAUCUGGAAUCGACCCACGAAGAGAACGGCACUUUUGCGGAAACUCCCGAGGACAUGACUCCGCGAGCGUCGCAAGCGCCCUCUGCGAAUCCCGUUCCGGCCGAGGCGGAGAAGAGCAGCCACCGCAACGCCAGCAACGACGGUUGCAACAACAGCAACAACGGAAACCACAACAGCAACAACGGAAACCACAUCAAUAGCAGCAACGGCAAUCCCGAUACUCUCAAACCAAAAAGUUCACCGCCGACAUCGCUGCAUUCGUCCUUCAACGAAAGCUCCGACAUCGACCAAGUGGAGGAGAUGCCACCAGUCGCCUCGCCAGAUACGGCCGAGAGGGAGAAGAAACGCCGUUGGCGUAUAUCUCGUCGCAAGGAGGACAUCGCAGGCUCUCCGGGCUAUAAUCUGGGCACCAAUGUCCACGCGGAAACCAGCACGUCAUCUGUCGGGAGCGGGCAGAAGCCGAGAAAGAGCUGGACGGGAGAAUCCUCGGACGUGGCCGCAACCCUGGCGGAAAGCGAAGCCGGGAGCAGAGAGCGGGACGAAGUCAAGGGCCCGCUGGGGUGGAUCAAGAACAAAUAUCGAGAGGCCAAGGAGAACGCGGAGAUCAAGCGCACCAGAUCCCCUCCACCGAGGGAACCCGGCUUUCAAACACCGGGCGGGAAGAUGAUCGACAUCAAGGAGACCAUAGAUGAAAAGAUACCACCGGCGGUUCCUGCAGCUCUUGCUCCGGCUCCUCCCCCUGCCCCUGCUCCUGCUCCUGCUCCGGCUCCCGCCCCUAUUCAAGCUCCCGUUCCGGCACCGGAGCGACGUCACACACCAGCUCCUCAAGAUGUCCCGUUACCGCAAUCUCCGCCUUCAGCUCAUACCGCGCACCAUGAUAAACAGGCAAGCACUUAGGAGGACACUGCUAUGUCGAGAGGCGGAUCAUUUCCUUCGGAUAUGACAAUCAGGCUCGUUAAUUAGUUAGGUCCGGCCUGCCGCGUAGUUGGAAAACGCAGAGGAAUAGGAGAGGAAGUGGAAUUCUUUCACCUGGGGCGCUUGGUACUACGUGGCUAGAAUAGCUAGCAGGCCUUUUU
This is a messenger RNA of Durotheca rogersii, 2810 nucleotides long. Its product is annotated as RhoGAP-domain-containing protein. Bases 100 to 2631 code for a protein of 843 amino acids. Lineage: Eukaryota; Fungi; Ascomycota; Sordariomycetes; Xylariales; Xylariaceae. Gene Ontology annotation, cellular component: cell cortex. Gene Ontology annotation, molecular function: GTPase activator activity. The transcript is spliced from 3 exons. The record is from RefSeq and is a predicted model, not a curated record. Gene Ontology annotation, biological process: signal transduction; activation of GTPase activity; regulation of fungal-type cell wall organization.